Messenger RNA from Fukomys damarensis (Damara mole-rat), 1821 nucleotides. It is a transcript of the gene Ctsf, whose product is annotated as cathepsin F. The record is from RefSeq and is a predicted model, not a curated record. NCBI's taxonomy places the organism in Eukaryota, Metazoa, Chordata, Mammalia, Rodentia, Bathyergidae. Gene Ontology annotation, cellular component: lysosome. The annotation marks the transcript as partial. Gene Ontology annotation, molecular function: cysteine-type endopeptidase activity. The transcript is spliced from 14 exons.
UACAACCGCGGCCGGGAUGCGGGGAUGCGGGCGACGCUGGGAGCCGUGCGCGGGCGAGUCCGCCAGGCGGGCCAGGGCUUGCUGUAUUCCCUGGAAGCCACCCUGGAGGAGCCGGCUUGCCAAGACCCCAUGGUGUGCCAGCUCCCUGUACCCAAGAAAACCUUGCUCUGCAGCUUUGAAGUCCUGGAGGAGCUGGGAAAACACAUGCUUUUGAGGCGGGACUGUGGCCCAGUGGAUACCAACGUUACAGACCUCAGAAAUGAAGCUUUGAGUUCAGUCCUUCCACUGUCAAGCAAGAAUGCCCUUCCUGAGGAGUUUUCUGUGAAGAUGGCUUCAAUCUUCAAGAACUUUGUUGCCAUUUAUAACCGAACUUAUGAGUCAAAGGAAGAAGCCCAGUGGCGCCUGUCUGUCUUUACCAGAAACAUGGUGCUAGCACAGAGGAUCCAGGCCCUGGACCGUGGCACAGCUCAGUAUGGGGUCACCAAGUUCAGUGACCUCACAGAGGAAGAGUUCCGCACCAUCUACCUGAAUCCCCUCCUACCAGAGGAGCCUGCCAAGAAGAUGCGCCUCGCCAAGGCUGUGGGUGACCCUGCCCCACUUGAAUGGGACUGGAGGAAGAAGGGGGCUGUCACCGAUGUCAAGAACCAGGGAAUGUGUGGGUCCUGCUGGGCUUUCUCUGUCACAGGCAACGUGGAGGGCCAGUGGUUCCUGAACCGGGGCACGCUGCUGUCCCUCUCGGAGCAAGAGCUCUUGGACUGUGACAAGGUGGACAAGGCCUGCAUGGGUGGCUUGCCCUCCAAUGCCUACUCGGCCAUCAAAAGUUUGGGAGGACUGGAGACAGAGGAUGACUACAGCUACCAGGGCCACAUGGAAGCCUGCAACUUCUCAGCGAAGAAAGCCAAGGUCUACAUCAAUGACUCAGUGGAGCUGAGCAAGAAUGAACAGAAGUUGGCGGCAUGGCUGGCUGUGAAGGGUCCCAUCUCUGUUGCCAUCAAUGCCUUCGGCAUGCAGUUCUACCGCCAUGGGAUCGCCCACCCACUUCGACCCCUCUGCAGCCCUUGGUUCAUCGACCAUGCUAUGCUGAUUGUGGGCUAUGGCAACCGCUCUGAUGUUCCUUUCUGGGCCAUCAAGAACAGCUGGGGCACUGACUGGGGUGAGGAGGGUUACUACUAUCUGCAUCGUGGAUCCAGAGCCUGUGGUGUGAACGUAAUGGCCAGCUCUGCGGUGGUAGACUGAGGAGCCAGGGCACAGGACCUGGUGCUGACCAGAGAAGCUCCUUUCCCAGCCUGACCCCAUGUCUAGGUUCUCCCCAGGAGGCGCAGCUGACUGACCAAGGGCUGGGUGCUGGGAAUCUUAGGGUGAGCAGGAGGCACUGGACCCUACUUUUGUCUAAUCUGAUCCCGCUGGAAGCGCCCCAGCUGCACCUUUGUUGUAUUGUGGUGUGGUAGCUAGAACCCUGGGGUGAAGAAUGUUUGCAGCGCAGCCAAAGCAGAAGCAGGAACCCUGGGCUUGGGUAAGGAGUAGAAUGAAAGUAUUUCCAUCUUAAACCCAGCUCUGUCUUCAGCAGGCUCUGCCUUCCUGUCCAGACUUUCCUAUGAUGCUAUAAAUGUUCUGGUCCCCCUGAAUUCGGGGACAUUGUCUGGGAAAACUGUAGCCACCUUUCCCUAACAGCAAUAAAGAGGUGAUCUGAGGUUCCAGUACAGUGUGAGUGCUCAGGGAUGGGUGGUGGUGAGUCAGAGUGAGAUAGCUGGUUCUGCCCAGGAGUCUGAGGGCCCAGCUUCUACUUUAGGAACCACCAGGAGAUGGGAGGAGGCCCAUGGA